AUGACUACGAAAAUGGAAGCGCUACGUGCGGAAGGCAACGCGUUCUUUAGCGCCAAGGACUAUGAAAACGCAGUAAUCAAGUACACAGAAGGUCUGUCUUCUGCACCAUCGUCAUCUAAUCUAUCGAGUGAUGUCAUAAAGGAUGUUGAUACGCAGCGCGUGUUGCUUUGGAGCAAUCGUGCUGCUUGUUUCCUGCAGCUUGAAGACUUUGCCGCAGCAGAAAAAGACUGCACGCUGGCUUUGACAAUCGAACCAGACAAUUCGAAAGCACGGUACCGUCGAGCGCAAGCGUAUAUGGGGCUGGGAAAUCUGACGAAGGCGUUUAAAGAUGUGCACUUGGUGUUACAACAGGCGCCAACGAAUAAAGCAGCGGCUACACUCGCACGAAAGAUCCAGGAGCAGGUUCGUGAAGACGUUCAUGGUGUUCAAAAGGCCUUGGAUAGUAUUUCAGACGGUAUCAAUGGCGGAGUAAAAGAGAUCGUCAAGAUGCAGGAUAAGACAGUGGAAGCACUGCAAUAUCUGGAAAUGAAGAGCGUCACAGAGCUUGCGACUUUGCCUGGAGAAAUUGCAAAAAGAGAUGGUUUAACGAUUUUGUGGAUGGCAGCUCACAGAAUCAUGGAGCUGAGAGAGAAAGACGAAAAGAUGGAUAUUCUUUUGCUAAUUUUGUCUCAUAUUGUCUCAUUGCUCUCGAUUAUGGCAUCUGCAUCGACGGAACUAGCUGCGACAACAUUAAGCAGAAACAACGGAGUGCUGGACUUGGUAUUAGAGCUCCUGAAUCAGCAAGUGGCGAUUGAGUAUACAGCGAAAAAUGCGGAAAUGCAGACACAGAUGCCUGUGCAAGGUCGAAAGGCAAUUAUUAAACUGUCGGCAUUCCUUUUUAAACAUUUAUUGCUAGGAGCUAACUCGAAUGAUGAUGCAUGCGUCCGUCGUGUGCUGAAUGGAUUGUUUGAUGGUUUAAGGAGUCGGGAACGCGUGCUGCAGAUUGCAGCGCUCGAUGGGCUUCUUCACUUUCUCUCUGCAUCAAAUGGACAAAAAAAUGUCGAAGCAAAAAAAGAGGACAGCACAGCGCAGCAGCCUAAGGCACAAUUUGCAGCGCUCAUUCAGGAGUUGGGGCUUUUUUCGUUACUACACACAGCAGCGUCCAGUGCUUUACCAGGCUGUGGUACUGCUGGUACCUCGACAGCGGAGGCUCCGAAUUUAGGGCUCACGGCCACUUUUCUUAGUCGACUUCCGCUGGUUUUCACACAAUGUGUUGCACAUUUUGAAGGCGACGAUACAAUGUUAAAGAAGAUUGUGCGGGACUGGUGCGUUUCUCCUGUGCUGGCAGCCCGACCUACGAAUCGUUCACAACUUGCUCAGGCUUCGGCCUCUUGUUUGCUUCUCUCUGCUCUUUUUCUCUCGAACGCAAAGCUUGCAUUGUGGGCGGUGCAACAGACUGGCAAUGACGGCACUGCGUUUUUAUCCAGGCUACACGACUUUCUUGUUGCUUCGCGGACUUUUACUGACGAAAAAGCAACGACAAGGCAGUUGCAGGAAAUUUGGGUCGAUUGUGUUGCUAGCAUUUGUGGUGUGGAGAAUGGGCCUGCGUGUGUCCCACCAGCAUUGAGAAUUGAGAUUUAUCGUAUGUUGCACGCAUCACUAGAUGAUGAAGAAGACUUGAUGCUUCGUGCAAGUGCUUUAAGUAUUCAAGUGAAACUUGGAAUAGUUGAAAAGACUCUUGAAAUGCCAUCUGCAGAUGGUCAAUUUUUAAUGGAUAGCGUAUUUGAAACUAAAUCGAGACCUUUAUCCCAAUUAUUUUGGAGUGGCGUUUCGCCCAAAGAGCGGGGUAUCGAAGCUUUGUCUUAUUUAAUCACAUACACACCGGUUAAAGAUGCAUUCGUUAAGCAUUCUAGUGCAGUCGCUAGUGUCUUCGGGGUAGAUUUUCCAAGUGUCAAAGAUUCCAGUAGUGAAGCACAGGUAAGUGCAACUUUUCGGUCAAAUGUGUACUAUGGCAUUGGCUAUAUUUUGCACCACGUCCUGACAUCUGAAGCUGCCAUCAAGCGAAAACAAAUGGAAGGAAUGGAAAUGACGGCUGAUCAGUAUGAAGAGUUGCAGAAGGCGCUAAAGCAAAAGUCUGUACUGGACGAUGGAGACACUCCGGGACGUGUUGAAGCUCGUGUGACAAAACUGGCAGCGUCACGUGUAGUAUUGACGACACUUGGACAGCUUCUAAAGCUGUCAGCUACCAAGUCGGAAAAUAUUAUGGAAAUGGCAACACUUAGUGCUUUACAUGCAUCUGAAGUCCCCUCAGUGCGGGGGAGUUUAGUGCAGUGUGGUGUUUUUCAGGCGUUGAUUCCAUUAGCCCUUCAUCACAUCGCUACUGCUAAUGCCAAGGGCAGCAAAGUUAAAAAAACAUCCCAGAUUCAAGGUACUAAGAUAUCGAAUGCUGCAGGUCAAGCGAUGGCAAAGAUCUUGAUCAGUACGAAUCCAAACUUAAUUCCGUCGUCUUCACUUUUCUCUUCAAUUCGACCGUUACUGGACCUGUGUAAAGGGGAUCAACAGCUGCUUCAUUUUGAAGCGCUGAUGGCUCUUACGAAUAUUGCUAGCGUGUCCGAAGAGACAAAGGCUCGUAUUGUCGGUGAGCCGCAAGGGCUUUCCACGCUGCAGUAUCUGCAAUUCUCAGAGCACGAACUUGUUCGUCGUGCAGCCACGGAAGCAAUUUGCAAUCUACUUCCGAAUGGAAAGGUGAUUGAGCAGGUUUUCAUGAAUGAAGAGAAGGUACGACUCUGGAUUGCAUUUGCAUCUCUCGAAGACGAAGCCGAAGAUUUUGAGACGGCGCGCGCUGCGGGAGGUGCGCUCGCAAUGGUGUCCCAAGUACCAGAAGUUUGCUGGGUCAUUCUGCGUCAAGGUGGUUUCGAGGCGUUCGCUUGUAUCAUCGAAAAUGGGUCGAAAGUUGAGACGCUACAACGUGCUUUGGUUGCUAUGCAAAACCUUCUUGAAGCGAUCGCUGGUGCUGUAAAUGAUAAGGAAAAAGAUGAAAAGCGGAUCAAGUUUCAAAAUGAGGUCAAAAAGCGUGAAACAAAGCUGAAGCAGGCAAUAACCACUCACAGUGGUAAGAAGGAAUUGAAAGAUACUGCUCAGGCUUGUCUUGCAGCAUUAAAAGAGGUCAUUGAUUAG
Molecule: messenger RNA, 3156 nt
Organism: Plasmopara halstedii
Lineage: Eukaryota; Oomycota; Peronosporomycetes; Peronosporales; Peronosporaceae
Product: Myosin assembly protein/sexual cycle protein and related proteins
Exons: 2
Coding region: 1-3156 (1051 amino acids)
Molecular function (GO): protein binding
Source: RefSeq, a predicted model, not a curated record